AUGUUGUCCUUACUCCUCGUCGGUACGAUCGAAGCCGGUGUCCUUUUGGGUAAUGAUGGCAUAUUCCAUAAAGCAGCUAAAGCAAUUGGGAUCGACAACUUAGUCAACGUAGGUGUCGAUGCACGUGUUAAAGUUCUGAGCAAUGAAGUUGGCAUAGAUGGUGCAGUUGGAAUAGGAGGAAAAGGAAUCGGUGCACAUGCUUCCGCAGAUGCCGAUGUCCUAGGACAAAAAGCAAAAGUUCACGCAGAUAUUCUCGAUGGACAUAAGAUCGACCAGCACAAUCACGAAGUAUUCAGGGAUUCUCAAAACCGCCAGUACAUCUUACAACGACAAUAUAUUGGUUCUAAAUCGGUUCAAGUCAGGAAAUACCUUGAUAAUGGAAAAAUUUACGUUGAUGGAGCGAAUGAAGAUAAUGCACUGCAGCAUCAACACGUAGAUGAUUAUCCCAAUCGGUACAAUAUAUACCAAGGGAAAAUCUAUGACGUUAAUGGAGGGUGGUGGGAUUUAACCACUAAACGGUACUACAACCGUUUAGGACAAUGGAUAAGUAGUAGAAUCUGGGAUCCCAGAAUCCUUAUGCGUUCUAAAAACGCUGAUAAGACAAGAAUCUAUGACAACGAUGGAGGAUGGUGGGACCUAACGACACGCAGAUAUUACAAUAAAUUGGGCCAAUGGAUCAGUAGCAGAAUUUGGGACCCUACGAUUUUAUUUCGUGAGAAUCAAUCUGCUGUAACAAAAAUAUACGAUCAAGAUGGUGGAUGGUGGGAUGUGAACAACAAAAGGUACUACAAUCGAUUAGGUCAAUGGGUUAGUACUAGAGCUUGGAAUCCUAAUAUUUUACUACGUUAUAGACCCUCUGAUGUAACAAAAAUGUAUGAUCAAGACGGAGGUUGGUGGGACUUAAAUACUAAAAGAUACUACAAUCGUUUAGGCCAAUGGGUUAGUACUAGAGCUUGGGAUCCCAAUAUGUUAAUCAGGUAUAGACAUGCUAAUAAAUCACGGUUCUAUGACAACGAUGGAGGAUGGUGGGACUUAAUGACUAGAAGAUAUUACAACCGUGAUGGACAAUGGAUACGCGGUAGAAUAUGGAACGAAAAAAUUUUGAAUUUAGCCCAGCAGCAACAACAAAAUUGGCAACAGUGGGAACUGCAACAACAAUCGGAAAAUGAGAAUCAACAGCAUUCAAAGGAGAAAUGGAGUCAAGAACAAGAACCUCAGCAGACAAAAUGGGAAUGGGCUCAACAACAAAACAAGCAAUCAAAAGAAGAAAUGAACCAAGAACAACAAGAGCAACAACUAAAAUGGGAAUGGGACCAAGAACAACAGCAGCAAGAUAUAGGUUGGGAUCAACAACAAGAUAAACAGCACAAAGACCAUCAAGAGGAGCAACUAGACCAACAAAUAAAACAACAACAGCCAAACUGGAAAAAAGAACAGCAACAAUGGAAUCAACAACAAGUACUAACAGGUCAUCAACCAACGGAUAAAAUGAUUAAUGUCGAUUCCGUUAAUGGUGUUCUUUUUCCACGUAACGAAUAUUAUAAAACUGAGCCACUACAAGACAUGUCUAGAGACAGACAUGCUACCGUUAGACUACCUUUUAAGCAACUUAGUGAGAAUGUUGUCGAUCUUUCAUCUAACUUACCAUCUGAAUAUUCUCAUAAUACAGAUGCAACCGUAAAUACUAACCAUCAUAAAGAUAACAAAUUAAACAAUCUGCAAAUCAUCAACAGAAACGCAGAAUUAGAAAAUAAAGAUUCUAAGAAUAUGGAAAUUGUUAAUUUUCCAUCUGAGCCCCACGGAGCUACUCUUAAAAAGCAACUACUGAAUGAUAGUCCUAAAAAUAUAGUAUCCAAAGAGGCGGGUGUCGAAAUUUCUUCUAUGCCACUUGUAGCCACUUCCAGGGACAGAGAUGCUACUGUUAGAAUUCCUUCUGAAAAUCGACUUGAUGAGAUUCCUGAAAAAGUAGUUUUAAACGAGGAAGAUUUUGAUCUAUCUUCUGUGCCACUUGUAGCCACUUCCAGGGACAGAGAUGCUACUGUUAGAAUUCCUUCUGAAAAUCGACUUAAUAUAAUUCCUGAAAAAGUAGUUUUAAACAAGGAAGAUUUCGAUCUUUCUUCUGUGCCACUUGUAGCCACUUCCAGAGAUAGAGAUGCUACCGUCAGAAUUCCUCUUGAACAACGACUGUUAGAUGAUAUUCCCAAAAGUGUAAUUUCAAAUGAGGAAGUUAGUGAACUUUAUUCUGUGCCACUUGCAACCAGUUCGAUCCACAGAGAGCAAGCUGCCAAUCUUGUAGCUACUUCUAGAGAUAAAGAUGAACUCGUAAAAAUUCCUCGUUUGCCACAAGAUGAUUUAAGUAGCGUACAUUCAAGUGAAGAGAUUACUGAUAAGUCUUCCAGACUAGCGGUAGGUUCUUCAUAUGAUAGAGAUGCAACCGUGAUUCUUAGACCUCAAAAAGAUAAAAUGUUAGACGGUGAUGAAGUUGUAACCACUUCCAGAGACAGUGAUGCUACCAAUAGAAUUUCUAUUGAACAUCAACUACUACAUGGUAUUCCCAGGAACGUAGUUUCAAACAAAAAGGUAAUCGAACUUUCAUCUGUACCAUUUGUAGCCACUUCCAGGGACAGAGAUGGUACCAUCGGAAUUCCUCUUGAACAACAAUCACUAGAUGAUAUCCUCAGGGACGAAGUUUCAAACGAAGAGGUCGUCGAACUUUCUUCUGCGCCACUUGUAGCUACUUCCAGGGACAGAAAUGCUACUGUCAGAAUUCCUCUUGGAGAACCACGACUACUUAAAGACGUAAUCUCCAGAGAGCGGAUGGCCAACCUUACUUCUGUACCUCUUUCAGCUACUUCUAGAGAUGCUUUAGAUAAAAUUCUUCAUGUUUCACAAGGUGAUUCAAGUAGCGAUCAGUUAUAUAAAGAGUUUACUGAUAUAUCCUCCAGACUAAAGGAAGGUACUUCUUAUGAUAGAGAUGCAUCCGUGAUAUUUAGACCUCAAAACGAUAUGUUGGAGGGUGAUGAUGUUGGAAAAGUUGUAGCUACUUCCAGAGACAGUGAUGCUAUCGACAGAAUUUCUAUUAAACAACAACAACUACUAAAUGAUAUUCCCUGGAACGUAGUUUCAAACGAAAAGGUUGUAAAACUUUCAUCUAUGCCACUUGUAGCCACUUCCAGGGACAGAGAUGCUACCAUCAGAAUUCCUCUUGAACAACGACUACUUGAUGAUAUUCCCAGGAAUGUAGUUUCAAACGAAGAGGUUGUCGAACUUCCUUCUGUGCCACUGUUAGCUACUUCCAGGGACAGAGAUGCUACUGCCAGAAUUCAUCUUGGAGAACCACGACUACUAAAAGAUGUAAUAACCAGAGAUCGGUUGGCAAACCUUCCUACUGUACCUCUUGUAGCUACUUCUAGAGAUAGAGAUGCUCUCGUUAAAGUUCCUCAGUUGUCACAAAAUGAUUCCAGUAGCGUACAGUUAAAUAAAGAGUUUACUGAUAUGUCCUCCAGAUUACAAGAAGGUACUUCUUAUAAUAGAGAUUUAACCGUGAAUCUUAGUCCUAAAGGAGAUAGUACAAUAAACGUUAAUGAGGUUAUAGAAGAAGAAGAUAACGAUAAAUUAGAUACUACUAGCGUUUCUAAAGAUAGAGAUUCUAGUGUCUACGUAAUUAACAGACCAAAUGAUAUUACGUCCAGAGAAACUUCCGUUCGUAUUAUUUCUGGACAACCACAGCUAUAUACCAAAGUUGUUAGAUCUCAAAAUAAUAGAGUCGUUGAAGUGGAUGAUCCAAGAUUUUCUGUAAAUGGUGUCCAUGUGAAUUUAUUUAACAAUGUGAAAAAUCAUGAAAUUUCUGAAGAUGAUGGUCCUUCUUUAUUGAAUGUACAUCCUCAGCAUAAAGUUUAUUUUGAAAAAAUAAUCAGGGAAGAACCUGUUAAUGAACAUUGGGAAGUUCGUGGGAUUCAUGCUCCUAGUACUAAUCAUCAACGGCAGCUCCAACAACUUCGUACUACUUCCCAUAAUGUUGUUAGCAGACAUUUCUUAGUUCCUUAUCAACGCAAACAUACUGUUGAACAAGUAAUAUAUCAACCUGACGGUGAAAGGGUGUAUUCAUCUCAAACAUACCAUUCGUCAGACAAAUUGGGGCAAGAUGCUCAACAACAAAAACACUUACAAGGACAAGAACAAGAAGAUCAACAACUAAACUGGGAACAACAACAGCAACAAUAAGAACAAGCGUAUUGAGAAGAAGUUAACGAAAACAAAAAAUAAAUAAUUUUAAAGGUUUAUUAAUAAAUAAAUAAAUCAAAAGUAUGACUAGUCAUGGGUUAGAAAGACAUACAUGUGAUUCUUUUAAAUUGUAAUUAAAAAUUUAGUAAAUAU
Psylliodes chrysocephalus is the source of this 4377-nucleotide messenger RNA. The record is from the annotation of a GenBank genome assembly. Lineage: Eukaryota; Metazoa; Arthropoda; Insecta; Coleoptera; Chrysomelidae.